AUGCUAUAUUUAUGUUCUUCAUUUUAUUUGUGCCAGUGGCGAAAAGGCCGAAAACACGGGGUCGUUCUUGUAGCAAUAAUUUUUAUUGUGUUCUCUUUGACGAGUAUUCCCAAAUAUCCCUCGUGGUCUUCAACUGUGCACCAUUAUGAAGAAGUGAAAAGUAUCUCGGAGAGAUCACAUUCGCCGCAGUGCGAAGCAGUCCAGCAUUUGAUGUUUUUAAAGACGCACAAAUGUGCCAGUACCACGCUGCAGAAUAUUAUCCUGCGUUAUGGACACAGAAACAAUUUGACCUUUGUUCUGCCGCCAUCCGGUAACAAUUUGGGAAACUUUGACCAGUUCGAGCCGUUUCACGCGGAUUUAGCGCUUCCGCUACCAUCAACAUUCGGAAACGAAUACCAAAUUUUUGCGCAUCAUGCGCGUUUUAUGGAAAAUAAUAUUGCUGAAAUUAUGCCCAGGGAUACUGUUUAUAUUACCAUUAUUCGAGAACCGGUGGAAAUGUAUGAAUCGAUUUGGUACUAUUUUCAAUUGGAUUUACGAUAUAAUGUUUCCUUACCGGAAUUCGCAAGAAAUCCUGUGCAAUAUUACUUUAAUGCAGCAGGUCAGCACACAAAGAAAUUCGGAUGGAAUCCAUUAAUGUCUGAUUUGGGACUGGAAGAAACCGAUUUUACUAAUCAAUCAACCAUAGAAAAAGCUAUUAAAAAGAUUAGUAACAAAUUCUCUUUGAUUAUGAUAAGUGGUCGGAUGGAGGAAUCGUUGAUUUUACUACGCAGUUUAUUAUGUUGGGAUUUUCAAGAUGUUGUGGCGUUCCAUCUCAAUUCGCAACCGAAAAGUUAUUACACAAAAUUAACAGAGAUUGAUCGCCAAAAUAUUCGUGCAUGGAAUAAGGCUGAUAACUUAUUGUAUCAUUACUUUCUUGCGAAAUUUGAAAAGCAGGUGUCCGAAUAUGGAAGUGAUAAAAUGGGAAAAGAUGUGAUAAAGCUAAGGGAUCUCAUGCAAAAAUGGAAACGCCGAUGCUCGCCAAAACUGUUUCCUACUCUGUCGCGGAAGGAUAAGGAUUACUGCCACUUGUUGUGUGUGAACGAACUGGAAUUCACCAACAUAGUCCGAUCUAGACUGUGGCCAAAUUACGGGUUUCGCAGUCGAUAUCGUGGGAAAGGUCAUCGCCUUGAAAUGGAUGACAUAAACCUCUGUGAUGAAAUCAUGUUAUAGUCAGCAAAAACGUAGCAAAUGUGCACAAUGUAUGAUAAAUACAUUUUGCACAUCUGCCCAGUAGUUUUAGUUUUUAUUUUCAUUUUAGUUGCGUUUCUGUCAUAGUAAGUAUACAAAUCAUAUAUGGAAUACAUCUGUAGACUGUAUCCAGUUAUGUUUGUUUGAAUAAGUCCCGAUUAUAAUGAAAAAUAUUUGCAACCAAUAACUGUGUUC
Paramacrobiotus metropolitanus is the source of this 1422-nucleotide messenger RNA. Its product is annotated as galactosylceramide sulfotransferase-like. The record is from RefSeq and is a predicted model, not a curated record. Gene Ontology annotation, cellular component: membrane. Lineage: Eukaryota; Metazoa; Tardigrada; Eutardigrada; Parachela; Macrobiotidae. The coding region runs from base 1 to 1209 and encodes 402 amino acids. Gene Ontology annotation, biological process: glycolipid biosynthetic process. The transcript has 2 exons. Gene Ontology annotation, molecular function: galactosylceramide sulfotransferase activity.